CAACAUGGCUCCCCCGUGCCCGCCGGGGCCGGAGCCCGCGGCCGCGCGGAGGUGCUGAGCGCUUUCGGGGCGGCGGCGGCGGUACCGGUGCCAUCAUGCAGAAGAUCAAGUCGCUGAUGACCCGCCAGGGUCUAAGAAGUCCUCAGGAGAGUGUUCAUGACCUCAGUCCUAUUGAAAGCUUUCGGAUUCCUAGUAAGGAGGAGCUCAGAGAACUACGUGAAGAACCAACUGAUCCUCAAGCUCAGCAAGAAAUAAUUAACAGCAUUGAAGAAGUUUAUUUUUCCAAUGAUUCCUUUGAUAUUGUAAAAUAUGAGUUAGAGAGGCUUCCUCCAGUACUUAGUCUUCAAGAACUGGAAGAGUACAGAGACAAAUUAAAACAACAGCAAGCUGCUGUAUCUAAGAAAGUUGCAGACUUGAUUCUUGAAAAACAGCCUGCGUAUGUUCAGGAACUUGAACGUGUUACAUCAUUGCAGACUGGCCUUCAGUUAGCAGCUGUUAUUUGCACAAAUGGAAGAAGACACCUGAAUAUAGCAAAGGAAGGCUUUACACAAACUAGUUUGGGGCUUCUUGCAAAUCAAAGGAAACGACAGUUGCUUAUUGGACUGCUAAAGUCUCUGAGAACAAUAAAAACACUGCAAAGAACUGAUGUGCGUUUGAGUGAGAUGUUGGAGGAAGAGGACUAUCCAGGAGCUAUUCAGCUGUGCUUGGAAUGCCAGAAAGCUGCCAGCACUUUCAAACACUACAGUUGUAUAAGUGAGUUGAAUUCAAAGCUGCAAGACACCUUGGAACAAAUAGAGGAACAAUUGGAUGUAGCGCUCUCCAAAAUAUGUAAGAACUUUGAUAUCAGUCAUUAUACAAAAGUUCAGCAGGCUUACAGGCUGCUUGGAAAAACACAGACAGCAAUGGACCAGUUACAUAUGCACUUCACUCAAGCCAUUCACAACACUGUGUUUCAAGUAGUCCUUGGAUAUGUGGAGCUGUGUGCAGGAAACACAGACACCAAGUUUCAGAAGUUACAGUAUAAAGACCUCUGUACACAUAUUACAUCAGACAGCUACAUUCCGUGCCUUGCUGAUCUCUGCAAAGCCCUCUGGGAAGUCAUGCUCAGUUACUACCGAACGAUGCAGUGGCAUGAGAAUCAUGACCAAGAUGAGGCAGUAGCUGUGUCUUCUGAUGGCAGCAAUGUGAUUGGAACUGAAGAGAACAGUUUUGACCGCAGCUAUGUAAAAAAGAAAUUGGAACAUGGGCUUUCACGAAUAUGGCAGGAUGUUCAACUGAAAGUGAAAACAUAUCUUCUGGGAACAGAUCUGUCUAACUUCAAAUAUGACGACUUCAUAUUUGUACUUGAUGUUACCAGCAGACUGAUGCAAGUUGGAGAAGAAUUUUGUGGCAGUAAGUCUGAAGUUUUGCAAGAAUCUAUAAGAAAACAAAGUGUUAACUAUUUCAAAACAUACCACAGAACCCGUCUUGAAGAAUUAAGAAUGUUUUUGGAGAAUGAGACCUGGGAACUGUGUCCUGUUAAAUCAAGCUUUAGUAUUCUGCAGCUUCAUGAAUUUAAGUUCAUGGAGCAGUCACGUUCCCCAUCUGUGUCACCUAGUAAACAGCCUGCUUCAGCAAUUUCAACAACAGUAACGUUAUUUGAGCAGUACUGUAAUGGAGGAAACCCAUUUGAAAUUCAGGCCGACAGCAAAGAUGAUGAGACAGAAGACGUGCUAGCUUCCAAUGGGUAUGAAUCAGAUGAACAAGAAAAAAGUGCAUAUCAAGAGUAUGAUAGCGACAGUGAUGUUCCUGAAGAGUUGAAAAGAGAUUAUGUGGAUGAGCAGACAGGAGAUGCCCCUGUGAAAAGUGUUUCUCGAGAAACUCUGAGGAGCAGAAAGAGAUCAGAUUAUAACCUCAAUAAAGUGAAUGCACCUAUCCUAACAAACACUACGCUGAAUGUAAUAAGGCUUGUUGGGAAAUACAUGCAGAUGAUGAAUAUUCUGAAACCAAUUGCGUUUGAUGUGAUCCACUUUAUGUCCCAGCUCUUCGAUUACUAUCUGUAUGCGGUCUAUACAUUUUUUGGCCGAAAUGACACGUUUGAAUCAACAGGACUGGGCCUCAGCAGCAGCAGAUUACGUACCACACUGAACAGAAUCCAGGAGAGUCUGAUUGAUCUGGAGGUCUCUGCUGAUCCCACAGGAACCCUCACAGCUGCUGAAGAGAGAAAGGAGAAGGUGCCAAGCCCACAUCUCAGUCAUCUCGUAGUUCUGACAUCUGGCAAUUCGCUGUAUGGUUUGGCAGAGAGAGUGGUGGCCACAGAAUCCUUGGUAUUUCUGGCUGAGCAGUUUGAGUUUCUUCAGCCUCAUCUUGAUGCGGUGAUGCCAGCUGCCAAGAAACCUUUUCUUCAGCAGUUCUAUUCUCAGACAGUGUCAACUGCCAGUGAACUACGUAAACCAGUUUAUUGGAUUGUUGCUGCUAAAGCCAUUGAUUAUGAACAAAUGCUGCUUCUCAUGGCUAAUGUGAAAUGGGAUGUGAAGGAAAUCAUGUCACAACACAAUAUAUAUGUAGAUGCUCUUUUAAAGGAAUUUGAAGAAUUUAACAGAAGGUUGAACGAGGUGUCUAAGAGAGUCCGUAUUCCACUGCCUGUCUCCAACAUCCUUUGGGAGCACUGCAUACGCUUGGCCAAUAGAACUCUCGUGGAAGGUUAUGCCAAUGUAAAGAAGUGCAGCAAUGAAGGACGUGCCUUGAUGCAACUGGACUUUCAACAAUUCUUAAUGAAACUAGAAAAGUUAACAGACAUUAGGCCUAUUCCAGAUAAAGAAUUUGUGGAGACCUACAUUAAAGCAUACUACCUAACAGAAAAUGACAUGGAACGCUGGAUAAAAGAACAUAGGCCACAAGAGAGAUUGUGAGCUGUUGUUUGGUGACCUACAUGGAAAAACUCUUGUUUAAACCUACUGGUGGAAGUUAUAUUUUGGAUACUGUUAGGUACAAAGGUAGUACUGGCAAAUGUGGUGUUUUCACAGGUGUUAAGAAUUCUCGACUUAACAUUUUUGUCAUUUUUUUCCUCCUUUAUCAUGUACUGAAAUUAACAUUGUUUGGAGACCCUGUAGACAGAAGUAUUUAGAAUCUUAUUGGAAAUGAGAAGUCAAAAUAAAAAAGACCAUCAGCUUUUGUCACAGUUUGUUUAGAAAAAUGUUUUUGUGUUAAAAGCUUAUCCCAUUUGCAUGUGUAUUUCCCACCACACCUCCCAAAGAAUGGAAAAUACAUUAAAAAUUGAUUUAUAUACAUAUGUAUUCACAGAAUUUCUGUCAACUCAGUCCAACAUUACUACAGUUGUAAGCAUUUUCCAUUAUAAUCUGCCAUGUAGCAAAAUACAGUUUUGUCCUCUGCCUUAGCUAUGAAAACUAUCCAGACCUGACUUAACCACCACUUUAAAUCUCCCUUGUGUGCUGACUGCUUCUAUCAGUUGAAAAGUCCACAGUGUGUAUGUCUGCACUUUUAAAUUUUCUGUCUUUGUCUGGUGUUUUAUUCUGCCAUAACAUGAUCUGCUUUUAUUUGCCAGGAAUAUUCCACUAAGCAGUUGACCAAUCUGGUGAAUGUUUGUCUGGGCUCCCAUAUCAACAAAAAGGCAAGACAAAAGCUGCUAGCUGCUAUUGACGACAUAGACAGGCCUAAAAGAUAACUGGAGAAAGCUACUUUCCUUGUGACUUGUACCUUUUUCUGUUCACAUGAAGCAUGCAGACAAGUCUCUCAUGGACUGACAACAUUCUCUUAAAAAACAUCAUGCAUGACCUUUCUUACCAGCAUUGGAGACACUCUGAAUGGCAUAAUGUUCUAAAAUAUGUCUUUUCUAAUCUGCAGAAUUUUUUUCUUUUUUAUUUUUUUUUUUUUUUUUUUUUUUUUGUUACUUGCCCUUGGUAAAGGGCCACUGUUUGUGUAUCAUUGGUGAGCUGUAUAUUUUGCAACUGUAUACUGUAAGUAAGAUCAAAAUCGGAGAGAAACACAUUGGCUUAAUAUAUAGUUGAUGCUCUUUUUUAAUAAAAGGGCUACUUGAAAAUAUGACUUCUUUCCUCCCUGCUUUCACCCUCAGAAAUUAUGCUUUAUUAUGGACUAGUGUAAAAUGAAAGGAAAUGUACAGUAUUUGAUUGAUGUAUCUUGCAUGUGGAUUAAGAGUGCAGAUCAACUAAAUACUCUCAUGUUAAAGCCUCUCAUCUUCAUAUGUAUUUAAAAAUGUCUGUUUAUUUCAGAAUUAAUCUAGUCAUAUCAAAAUGAUUGACUUCAGAUUAAUAGAAGGUAAUAAAUACUGUACACUAAUAUGAUUUCUUUGUGAGACUUUAUUUUCCUAAUUCAACAAUGCAAAAUGUCAUUUACAAUAGAAAUUAGUACUGUUCCUUUCAUAUUACCUCCCUUUUGUCCCUCUGCCAGUCUUCCUGGUUCCGAAGCCAUAGUGCCAGGGAAUAGGAAUAAUGUUUUUUUGGCCGAAGUUUUGGAUUGAUAAUAAGAUAAUCUGAAUAUUUCUCGCUCUGCUGUAGACACCCCUAGUGAUCCUGAGCAAAGCAAAAUUGCUUGGCUGCGUAUUUGUCCUAGAAAUCGAUUUGUCAGAGCGUCACUGAUUCCACUGAAGUUUUCAGAUUUGUCUUUUUUUUUCAGUAUGUAAAGUUUUAGAUUUUUUUUUUUAAUUACAUAAUAAACUUUUUGCAGUGCUCUCAGACCUUUUAAAAGGGAAUAUGGUAGCUAACAGGUAAAAUAAUUUACAUAAGGUACAGUCCACUAAUGUAUACAACAUGGUAAAUUCUCAGUUUCAGGUUCAUACUUG
Molecule: messenger RNA, 4798 nt
Organism: Haliaeetus leucocephalus (bald eagle)
Lineage: Eukaryota; Metazoa; Chordata; Aves; Accipitriformes; Accipitridae
Gene: VPS50
Product: coiled-coil domain containing 132
Exons: 28
Coding region: 96-2891 (931 amino acids)
Biological process (GO): endocytic recycling; retrograde transport, endosome to Golgi
Cellular component (GO): EARP complex
Molecular function (GO): SNARE binding
Source: RefSeq, a predicted model, not a curated record